UUAUCUUCACCCGGCUUGCCGGUGCGGCGCAGUUUGAUAAUUCGUGUCAUACUUUGCAGUCAUAUUAUACUGCAGGAUUCUUAUUCUUAUUUGAAGCGCCAUUUAAUUUAUCCUUUUAAGUCCCGUCUUAAUUCCGAGAUCAUUCGUAAUAAUUAUCCUGCUUUAUCUGGCAAAGACUUCAACUUACUACUUGGAGCGAGUAUUUUCUUGUCGGUGUUUUGAUUUCAUUAAUUUCAAAGAUGUCUCGUCUCGAUAUAGUAGUGUUUGGGGCCACAGGCUUCACCGGCAAGAAGGCAGUUGAGGAGUUGGUCCGUGUUGCUAAAAAGUACCCAGCGUUGCUAACAUGGGGAGUAGCUGGCCGUUCACAGUCCAAGCUGGAGACUCUUAUGGCCAACGUUGGAAAAGUGACUGGUGAAAACCUCUCCGGCAUCAAGAUCAUAGUAGCUGAUGUGUCCGACGAAGACUCCAUCAAGCGCAUGUGCGAGCAAGCGCGAGUGAUCGCCAACUGCUGCGGCCCAUACAAGUUGUAUGGAGAGCCGGUGGUUAAGGCUGCGGUUGAUACUAAGACGCAUGUGGUUGACGUCAGUGGGGAGCCGUUGUUCAUCGAAUCAAUGCAACUCAAGUACGACCAGGCUGCCCGCGACGCGGGCGUGUACAUCGUAAGCGCGUGCGGCUUCGACAGCAUUCCGAACGAUAUGGGACUUGUCUAUAUGCAGCAGAAAUUCGACGGGACUCUCAACUCUGUGGAAUCUUACCUAAGCACGAAAGUGGCUCCGGAGUACAACAGUGAAGCCGUCAAGAGUGGUGUCAUACAUUACGGCACUUGGGAGUCUCUAGUGAACGGAAUUUGCAGUCGCAAAAAGCUACCUGCACUCAGGAAACAGCUGUAUCCGGACCGUCUUCCGAGCUUCAAGCCGAAGUUGCAACCACGUGGCAUCGUCCACAAGCACGAGGGGAAGUACUGCCUCCCGUUCCCCGGCUCCGACGCGUCCAUCGUGUACCGCACGCAGCGCCACAUGUACGAGGUCGACCACAAGCGCCCCGUCCAGUUCAAACCUUACGUCAAGUUACCCUCGCUCUUCACUACUCUCCUGACCUCCCUCGUCGCCUCACUCCUACUCUUCAUGGCCAACUUCUCGCUGACCAGGAUGCUGCUACUCAAGUAUCCGAAACUAUUCUCCGCGGGAAUGGUGACCCGUGAAGGCCCGACGGAGAAUGUGAUGAAUAACACAUCUUUCAUGUUUGAGUUGUAUGGCGAGGGUUGGGAGAAGGGCGCUGAUGUGGACGCGACUAAGCCGAAUAAGAAAGCGGUUGUUAGGGUGAAAGGCGUGAACCCUGGCUACGGAGCAACGGUCACUGCACUGAUCUAUUCGGCCAUCGCCUGCAUCAAGGAAAGUGACAAGAUGCCUGGCAGCGGCGGAGUCCUGACAACCGGAAUUGCGUUCGCCAAAACCGAUCUCAUCAAAAAUCUCAACGAAAACAACCUCACGUUUGAGUAUGUCCAAAACUAAUGUUACUUCUAAACUCUAUAUUACCUCUUAAGGUGCUGUUGCACGGGCAACACAAUUGCCAGCAAUUCACAUAUUAUAAUUGCCGCGUUGUUCAAUACGCACCAACUAACUAAGGAGCAAACGCGGCAAUGGUAUGUGAAUUUCUGGCAAUUGUGUUGCCCGUUUAACAGCAACUUUAAAUAUAAGCCAGAUUAUAUAAAGUGAUUCUAUGGAACACGUGUUUCAAAAUUAUAGUAUGUGCCUUUAUUUUUAUUUGUAGUGUUUGCAGAUUUUAUAUUGAUGUUAGCCUCAUGUAAUACUAUAAUUUACAGUUAAACUAUUGCAUGUAAUACAUAGUAUACAUUUAUUAUUAUUUUAACGCAUAGUAGGUACAAAGAAGCAUUUAACAAUCAUAAUUGUAGUAGUUUAUAGAGCUUAAAGCUUAUGUUAUCGAUAGUACAACCAAGCAUUUACCAAAAUAUAUAAUUGUAGUAAUUUAUAGCAAUUACUAAAGAUUUAUCUAUAUCUUAUAUUUGUAUAAAAGUUACCAUUAUCUGUGUCAUAUUGUAAUCUAAUGUGAUAUCUACAUGUAUAAGGUAAAGGGCAUUUAAUAAACAUUAAAGAUAAUUAUAUGAAA
Leguminivora glycinivorella is the source of this 2127-nucleotide messenger RNA. Its product is annotated as saccharopine dehydrogenase-like oxidoreductase. The record is from RefSeq and is a predicted model, not a curated record. Gene Ontology annotation, cellular component: mitochondrion; plasma membrane; lipid droplet. The transcript is spliced from 9 exons. Gene Ontology annotation, biological process: glycolipid biosynthetic process. Bases 240 to 1511 code for a protein of 423 amino acids. Lineage: Eukaryota; Metazoa; Arthropoda; Insecta; Lepidoptera; Tortricidae.